Molecule: messenger RNA, 1378 nt
Organism: Eurypyga helias (sunbittern)
Lineage: Eukaryota; Metazoa; Chordata; Aves; Eurypygiformes; Eurypygidae
Product: soluble scavenger receptor cysteine-rich domain-containing protein SSC5D-like
Exons: 6
Cellular component (GO): membrane
Source: RefSeq, a predicted model, not a curated record
CUUCCCUUGCAGGAGUCCUGCUGGCAGAAGGUGUAAACACAACCAAACUGGGGAUCCGCCUCAUAGGCGGUGCCAACCAGUGCUCUGGGAGAGUCGAGGUGCUUCACGAGGACGUCUGGGGGACCGUCUGUGACGACCAGUGGGAUUUACGGGAGGCAAAGGUGGUGUGCCGACAGCUGGGCUGUGGGACGGCGCUAUCAGCCCCUCGGGAGGCUAAAUACGGGGAAGGGAAAGACCAGAUCUGGCUGAGUGAUGUGAACUGCAAAGGGACAGAAGCGUCCCUCGACGAAUGCAAGGCGAAGCCGUGGGGAGACAACAUCUGCAACCACGUGGAAGAUGCCAGUGUGGAGUGCUCAGGAACAGAAAUACCUGAGCCAGGACCAAUUCGGCUGGUGGGAGGCCCAAACCGAUGUGCCGGGAGGGUUGAGGUGCUUCAUGAAGAACAGUGGGGCAGUGUGUGCCAUGAUGACUGGGAUCUAAAUGAUGCUCAAGUCGUGUGCAAGCAACUGGGCUGUGGGGAUGCUGUUCUGGCCCCCACUGCAGCCAAGUUUGGACGAGGAUUUGACACUAUCUGGCUGGAUGAUGUGAACUGCACAGGCAUGGAAGCUGCUCUCUCUGAGUGCACAGCAAGGCCAUGGGGGGAACACAAUUGUUUCCACGGAGAAGAUGCCAGUGCAAUUUGUUCAGACUCGGGGAUCACCGUCUCCACUUCCGUCCGCCUGGUCAGUGGCCCACAUCGCUGCUCUGGGAGAGUCGAGGUGCUUCACAAUGGUGUCUGGGGGACCAUCUGUGGUGACGAGUGGGAUUUACAGGAGGCAGUGGUUGUUUGCCGACAGCUGGGCUGUGGGACAGCAGUAGCAGCCCCUCGGAAGUCUAAAUACGGGGAAGGGAAAGGCCAGAUCUGGCUGAGUGACAUGAACUGCACAGGGACAGAAGCAUCUCUCACCGAAUGCGAGGCAAAGCCAUGGGGAGACAAUAUCUGCAACCACGUGGAAGAUGCCAGCGUGGAGUGCUCAGAGGUGAGCAUCCCUGAGGGGAGGCCAGUCCGUCUCGUGGAUGGUCCCAACAAGUGUGCUGGGAGAGUCGAGGUCCUCCACAAGAACCAGUGGGGAAGCGUGUGUGAUGACCAGUGGGACAUGAAGGAUGCCAAGGUGGUGUGCAAGCAGGUGGGCUGUGGGUCGCCACUGUCAGCUCUGGGAGGUGCCCGCUAUGGUCGAGGGUCAGACGCCAUCUGGCUGGACGAUGUUGAAUGCAACGGGACAGAAGAGAGCAUCUUCAAAUGUCAGGCCAGGCCAUUGGGUGAACACAACUGUUACCACGGAGAGGACGCUGAUGUUGUUUGUGCAGUUAACAAGAACCUGGAGGAGCCAGAAGCACC